UCUUCUCCUCACCGCCGCACCGUGAAGUGGAUGUUUUGGUGAGAAAAUACGGUGUCAAAAAAGGGACGUAAAUACCUUAAAAACAUGACAUUUCGACCGAGAGGAACCUAGAGCUACGUAGGAAAGUAGGGCGUCUCCGGCGGAGGUUUUUUCUGAUUAGCUGUGCACCGUAUUCCUCCGCAUGUCCGCUUUCUUCGUAGAUGGUCUCCGGCGAGCGUUGUCUGGCGGCGGACGACGAGUGGUCGACGAAUAAUAUGAAGGAGAUGAUCGGCGGCUGCUGUGUUUGCUCUGACGAGCGAGGCUGGGCGGAAAACCCUCUGGUGUACUGCGACGGACACGGCUGCAACGUGGCCGUGCAUCAAGCAUGCUAUGGCAUCGUGCAGGUGCCCACCGGUCCUUGGUUCUGCAGAAAGUGUGAAUCUCAGGAGAGAGCUGCACGAGUGAGAUGUGAGCUGUGUCCCCAUAAAGACGGAGCCCUCAAGAGGACAGACAACGGAGGCUGGGCCCAUGUAGUUUGUGCGCUUUAUAUACCGGAAGUAGAAUUUGCGAAUGUUUCGACGAUGGAGCCGAUAGUACUCCAGUCAGUGCCACAUGAUCGUUAUAACAAGACAUGUUAUAUUUGCGAGGACCAGGGCAGAGAGAGUAAAGCAGCCACUGGAGCCUGUAUGACCUGCAACAAACAUGGCUGCAGGCAGGCCUUCCACGUCACAUGUGCCCAGUUUGCGGGGUUGUUGUGUGAGGAGCAAGGAUCGGACGCAGACAAUGUGAAGUACUGUGGAUACUGCAAAUACCACCACAGCAAAUUGAAACACAAGGAGCGGGACAGGCACAAACCUAAACACAAGAAGAUCUCCAUGGACAUGUCCCCCUCCCUCGUCCUUCCUAAUAUCAUGGUCCCAGAAAAGACCUUUAUCAGUGGCAGCUCAGUGGGGGGCGUCCCCUCUCUCCCGACGUCCUCUCAGAAGCGCCUGGACGACGGCAGUGCCCGCUUCACCACCGCUAACUUCCAGGAAGUGUCGUCGGCGCUGUCCGGCGGCUCCAAAGACGGCCUGGCCGCGGUGGACGCUGGGAAGGCGGCUUCGUCGGAGGCGAAGAACAAGAAGAACAUCGUCCCGGGUCACGUUGUGGGACAGCGGGGGGGCCGCAAGUCUCUCUCCUCCUCAGGGAAACCCCUCCCCUCCGCCGUGGUCACCAUGGCAACAUCCUCCACAUCUGCCUCCACGGGGCCUUUCCACCAAGGCCUCCUGUUGACCAGUGCCAGUAAGACCCCCUCUGCCCCUUCCUCCUCAGACUUCUUGAGUUUCUCAGAUCCAUCGUUGCGUCCUGGGGGCGGGACCACCUUCUCCUCCCCUCCGUCCUUCAGCAGCUGCCUCGUGAAGCCCAGCUCGGAGGGCGGAGCUUCAGAGGGAACGGCGACGCUUUUCGGCUCUUUGGUGUCCGCCACCACGGCCUCUGCAGUGGGCGGGAAGCUGUAUGAGAAUUCCCACAGUCUCACAUCCAGCGAGACGCCAAGCCUCGGUGGCUCCGCUGCCUACAAGAGACCCCCCCCCUCCAGUUCAGGAGGGGGAGGAGGAGCAGGAGGAGGAGCAGCAGGAGGAGGAGGAGGAGGAGGAGGAGGAGGUGACGACGGGUUGAAGAAGAAGAAGAAGGGAAACUGGAGAAACAGAUUUGGACCAUGCUUCACGACGGAGGUGAAGCCUUCAGAGGCCGCUCCCUCCCUCUCCCUCCCCACCUCCUCCACCACGGCCACCACGGCCACCACCACCCCCUCCUCUUCCUCCGCCUCCCCGUCCUCCUCCUCUUCCUCAGCACUCUCAGGACGCCCGGGCUUAGUCUCCAGCAGUGGGUUGGGAUUGGGGGUAGGAGGAGGAGGAGAGAGGGGGCUGGGGGUCAUGGGGGUCAGCGCUGGGAUUCAGAAGUCCCCGUCACUCCUCAGGAACGGAGGUCUGCAGAGCAACAGCAGCUCCUCGAGCACCGGAGCAGGUGUUUUCUCCGGUGCUGACGGGUCGACCUCGGGGUCUGGAGCUGCCUCUGUCGGCGGCUCUGAGUUGUCUCAGCAGCAGCAGCAGCCCACACCUUCACUGUCCUCUCCGUCUCCGUUUACUGCCACCGCACCGCUCACCAGCACCGCCAACACACACGUGAGCGGCUCCGUCUUUAACCUCGCCCCCUCCCACAUGUUCGGUAACCGGCUGAAUCCAAACUCAGCCAUGGCAGCUCUCAUCGCUCAGUCCGAGGCCUCACCGGCAGCAG
This is a messenger RNA of Gymnodraco acuticeps, 2253 nucleotides long. It is a transcript of the gene mllt10, whose product is annotated as MLLT10 histone lysine methyltransferase DOT1L cofactor. Lineage: Eukaryota; Metazoa; Chordata; Actinopteri; Perciformes; Bathydraconidae. Gene Ontology annotation, cellular component: nucleus. Gene Ontology annotation, biological process: regulation of transcription by RNA polymerase II. Gene Ontology annotation, molecular function: histone binding; nucleosome binding. The record is from RefSeq and is a predicted model, not a curated record.